UUCUCGAAGCCUUAAAAAUGAUUCCAUGGAGGUGGUAGGAGCGUCCGUUCAGCCCGCCGCAUGGGCUUACUUAUUCCGGACCGCGGACGGCGGCGGGCUCUCAGUCUGCAUCAUCAGAGGGGGAACGGGAGGGGCAAGCAGGCCCCGACGCGUGCGUGCACAGUAGCGGCGGUGGUCUCGUGGCAGCAAACCAGAUGGGCAUUGCAUUGCAGCAGGCGGGGUCUAUGCGUUUUGCCUUGACUCCGCUCUUGACAGACUCGUGCGCCUUGUCGGGAUCUGAAACGUUGACUGAGAGCAGGGGGAUAUUUAUAGUCUUCUCUAUGGCCUCAGUUUUGGUCGAGUUGAGUCGAGUCACUUCAGGCCGCCGCUGGUGUUGGGUCUCAGUACUAAACUCCCUCGAUGCACUUUUAGCAACGAGUGACCGUAAUGUUGGACUAGUAUGUACGUCGUGCGAGGUGGGCGUGAGUUGGAGAUAUCUCAGUCGGAGCCUUGGUGGCGUGAGUAGACUGCAUCUCUUUAGAAAUCAGAAGAGACAUGCAUCAGCGAUAAGAAAUAGAUGCUUUCAUACCCGUAGAGUCAGGAUUUUGUGGAUGCAGGUGUUCAUAGAGUAUUAAUUUCCUCCUUGCAAUCGUGUCUCGUCUAGCUCACUA
Molecule: messenger RNA, 650 nt
Organism: Cucurbitaria berberidis CBS 394.84
Lineage: Eukaryota; Fungi; Ascomycota; Dothideomycetes; Pleosporales; Cucurbitariaceae
Exons: 2
Coding region: 195-614 (139 amino acids)
Source: RefSeq, a predicted model, not a curated record